This is a messenger RNA of Hyaloscypha bicolor E, 1377 nucleotides long. Its product is annotated as translation elongation factor Tu. The transcript is spliced from 3 exons. Gene Ontology annotation, biological process: mitochondrial translational elongation. NCBI's taxonomy places the organism in Eukaryota, Fungi, Ascomycota, Leotiomycetes, Helotiales, Hyaloscyphaceae. Gene Ontology annotation, cellular component: mitochondrion. The record is from RefSeq and is a predicted model, not a curated record. Gene Ontology annotation, molecular function: GTPase activity; translation elongation factor activity; GTP binding. Bases 1 to 1377 code for a protein of 458 amino acids.
AUGCCGGUCUUUGUGCGGUCAGUAGCUCCCUUCCUGCGGACAGCUCGGUCUGCGCUGCAUCAAGGCAAUUCCGUGAGCCCCUUGCUGCAAGCUCAUCGAAGUGGAGCUUCGGUGCUGAAUGGCGCGCGCACAUAUGCUACUGUCUUUGAGCGGACGAAACCACAUGUUAAUAUCGGUACAAUUGGUCACGUCGAUCACGGAAAGGCACAGGAGACUCGAGACAGGCAAGAAGCACAAGCUAACACCACAUUGACGGCCGCGAUCACAAAGAGACAGGCAGAGAAGGGAUUGGCAAGCUUCCUCGACUAUGGCUCGAUUGACAAGGCACCCGAGGAGCGGAAGCGCGGUAUUACGAUUUCCACAGCACACAUCGAGUACUCGACCGAUGCCAGACAUUACUCCCACGUCGACUGUCCUGGCCACGCAGAUUACAUCAAGAACAUGAUUACCGGUGCCGCAAAUAUGGAUGGAGCUGUUAUUGUCGUAGCAGCUUCAGACGGACAAAUGCCUCAGACGAGAGAACAUCUGCUGCUUGCUCGGCAGGUCGGUGUCCAGAAGAUCGUGGUUUUUGUUAACAAAGUCGAUGCUCUCGAGGACCCGGAAAUGUUGGAAUUGGUUGAGAUGGAAAUGCGAGAAUUGCUUACAACCUAUGGAUUUGAGGGCGAUGAGACGCCAAUUAUCUUGGGCUCCGCUCUGUGUGCUCUUGAAGGCCGAAGACCAGAGAUUGGAGAGCAGAAGAUUGAUGAGCUUCUCGCUGCCGUUGAUACCUGGAUCCCAACUCCUCAGCGUGACCUCGACAAGCCAUUCCUCAUGUCCGUUGAGGACGUCUUCUCUAUCCCUGGUCGUGGAACAGUCGCAUCCGGUCGAGUCGAGCGUGGUACCUUGAAGAGAGAUUCCGAAGUCGAGCUCGUUGGAAAGAGUGAGACGCCAAUCAAGACCAAAGUGACCGACAUCGAGACCUUCAAGAAGUCCUGCGACGAGUCAAGAGCAGGUGAUAACUCCGGACUCUUGCUCCGUGGUGUGAAGCGCGAGGACGUGAAGCGAGGAAUGGUUAUUGUUGCCCCCGGCACAACAAAGCCACACACCGAGUUCUUGGUCUCGAUGUACGUUCUGACCAAGGAGGAAGGAGGACGACACACCGGCUUCCACGAGAACUACCGGCCUCAGAUCUUCAUCCGAACCGCCGAUGAGGCAGCUGCACUCUUCUGGCCUGAGGGAACCGAGGAUGCGGCGUCGAAAAUGGUUAUGCCAGGCGACAACGUGGAGAUGAAGUGCGAGAUUGGGCACCCUGUUGCCAUUGAUGUCGGGCAACGCUUCAACAUUCGAGAAGGAGGACGCACCGUUGCUACCGGCCUGGUGACCAGAAUCAUCAAGUAA